AUGGCUAGGCGUAAAAAAAGUGAUACCGGAGCUGUCCAAAAGCCCGUUAAUCCAGUAGCUGUCAGAAAAUCAACCCGUCAGAGCGCCAGAAGAUUGUCUGUGGAUGAAAAAAAAGUUAAUGGAGACACUAGUUUCCAGACAACAACACCAGCUCAAGAAGACCAGCAGGUAAAUCCGGUUAAUAGUGACGAAAGUGCUGCGGUUCCAAUAAAAGUUAAGAAAAAACGUGGCAGAAAACCUCUUAAUCGUAAUAAAAUAAAUGUUGAUGGUGAUAGUGCUAAAGUUAUUGUUAAUAAGAUCGCAGAUGUCACCGUAGAGCUUGAUGCCAGCAACUCUGAGAAUAUUAAAGUAGAUGAUGAUGACGACAACGUUGAAAUAAUAGUUACCGAGGAGUUUUCGAAUCUUACUACCGAGGAUGAUUCCGGGCAGAUGGUGUGGGAAGACGGAGAAGUUAUUGAAGAGACUAUUAUCUGCGGUAGCAUGGACGUGGAUAAUAAUGGUCAGCUUGAGGAGGACUGUCUCGAUACCACUGUUGUUCUCGAGCAAGUUUUGCUGGUGAAUGAGCCUAAUUACGAGGGUAAAGAAGUCGUUGAGUUCACUGUUAUUCAAAAUGAAGACGGCACUGAGUCGAUGGUUAUGACUUCUGAGGAAGGUUUUAAAGCUAGUGAGUAUGACAGUAGUGUAAGUUGUUUAAACACUGACCAGGUUUCACCUAAAGAAGAUCAGGAUGAAAAUUACGAGCCAGAAGACGAGGAAGCUUCAGCGAAAGAAGUUAUUUUUGUCAGAGAGGAGGUUGAGGAGAUAACUAUUGAUGAUGAUGUAACUUCGGUUAAAGCUGAGGUUGUUUCAGCUAAAGAUGAAUUAUCAAGUGAAGUAAUUGUUACUGAAGACGAUAAAGCGGUGAGUAAUGACAGUGACACUAAGUUAAGUGAUAAGUCGGAUAUUGUCGAGGUUAAAUCAACUGUUGUGGAUAAUGUCGAGGUUAAUAAUUUAAAUAAAGUAAGUGAUAAUUUUGAAAAAUGUAAAAUUAUUGACGCUGUUAUUGCUGAUUCGUCGCUAGUGUCGUCUCCUAGCUCGCCAGUCGUCGCCGAGAAUGGAACUUCGGAUUCUUCUAAUUCAAACAUUGUUCCGGUUAAACGUAAGCGAGGAAGACCUCGAAAAGAACCCUCGAUUUCUCCGAGCGAGUUGGAGAAAAAUUUAGCUACUAUUUCGAUAAACGAGGUACCUAAAGAAAGUGUUGAUUUGGUUGAUGUAACGUCCUUGGGUGUAAGUAAUUCUAACAAUGAUUCUCCUGUUAUUAACAAGCCGUCUGAACAACUGGCUGAACAGCUUGCUGAUGUGAGCAAUCAAGAGGGUGUAAAAAAUGACACCGUUGAAGAAAAAUUGAUUGUUUUUAAAGAAGACAUGGAUUCUACGGCGGAGACAAGAGCGUUGGAUCGCACACCAACACCUACUGACGGGUUCAAGCAGAGCAAAACUAUCAACAGAUCUCAGAGCGUUGAAGAACUUUCCCGAGAAAGUGGGAUGGAUGUUAAAACAGACUCUGAUGAUAUUAAAUUGUCCAGCAGUAGCGACAACAGCAAUGACACAGUCUCACUGAACGGCGUCAAGUUGCCUGAGUUUGGUGAUAAAUCAUCAGGAAUUGCUGAAGGCGACAAGAAGGUCGGCUUCCGCAGCAGGAGUGGCAGCACCGACACCACUGGCUCCGAAAGCGGCUCCAAUAGCUCAAAUGUACGUCGUAGCAGCAGGAUUCGUUCUCAGGGUCUGAUGAAACCGCGAUCUAGAGGACGUGGCUUGGUAACUAAGCCCAUUGCGGAUUUUCUAAAACUCCCAUUGGAGCGCGACAAGCUCCAGCCGGUUAACACGCCCGUCCAAGCGCUAAGAGACACUCCAGAUAGUCAAUCUGAGACCCAGUCGGACAAAGAAAAUAGUAUUAAAACUCCUCUUUCGGAAUUUAAUGCCUCAAUCAGCUCCAGCUUGAUCACUGGCUAUGAUUCAGACUCGACAAAGCCUGUUAAAGUUAAAUCCCGCUGGCGAAGGUCCAGCGAGCUCGAGAUGCAUGCUGGAUCUCGACUGUCUUUCGGUGGCCUUACUGCUGGUCCAACUACCAGCGAUAUAUCUAAUUCUUUGCCUGCGAUAUCGGAAUCUGUUCCGACAAUUCCUCUUUUUUCGUCAAAAGACAGCGAGGUUAGGGAUUUAAAUGGUUCUGGGAAUCCCUCGCCUGUUCCCGCGAUAAUUCCAGCAGUUCCUGAGGAAAAAGACAAAGAGAUAGAAGAUAGGUUGAGUCAGUUUGAAUAUUUGAAGGAAAAUUUGUACCUUACUGAAAGAUAUACCAAUAAGGAAACUAAAAGGAUGGUUUGUGAUUGUUUUUUAACUGAAGAGGAGAUUGAAAGAGGCGAGCUUGGUUGCGGUGAAGACUGUCUUAAUAGACUGCUGAUGAUCGAGUGUGGCUCGAGGUGUGUCGUUAGCGAUCGGUGUACCAAUAGGAGGUUCCAAAGCUGCUCCUACGCCAAGUGCGAGGUUUUUAGGACGGACAAAAAAGGUUUGGGUUUACGUGCGACUGCGGAUUUAGACGCUGGGGAAUUUAUUAUGGAGUAUGUUGGCGAAGUUGUUGACCCUAAAGACUUCAGAAAGCGUGCUAAAGAAUAUUCUAAGGACAAGAAUAAGCACUACUAUUUUAUGUCGCUUAAAUCUGAUCAGAUAAUUGACGCGACAAUGAAAGGUAAUAUCUCGAGAUUUAUUAAUCACAGUUGCGACCCAAAUGCUGAGACUCAAAAGUGGACAGUUAAUGGUGAGCUGAGGAUCGGUUUCUUUAAUCGGCGCUUCAUUGCCGCUGGCGAGGAGAUUACUUUUGACUACCACUUUCAGAGGUACGGUAAGGAGGCCCAGAAGUGUUUUUGUGAGUCGUCGAACUGCCGCGGGUGGAUCGGCGAGACUCCGGAGGAAGAAAAGGAGAAGACUGAGAAGAAAGAGACUCGAGAACGAGAACGAGAUAAGGAUGUCAAGAAGAAGAGAGAGGUCAAGAAGGUUUAUGUUGAGGAUGAAGAUCUGGAUGAGGAGAUUGAUAAGCUUUGUAUAGGCGGGUUGAAAAAUCGCGCGCAUACUUUGACCCUGAGUCGGCUGAUGGUUCGUAGUAGGGAAAUUGAGCACCGGACCAGGUUGUUGAAGCUCAUUCAGAGUGGCGAGCAACCUUGCAGAAGGUUAUUCUUGGAUUAUCAUGGUCUCAGGCUGAUGUGGAGCUACAUGAUGGAUGUUGCUAAUUUGGAGACCGAAGAAGCGAUGUUGUUUCGACUGGAGCUGCUCAAGACUCUCAGUACACUGCCAAUUCCUAAUAAAACUAUGCUGAUGGACAGUAAAGUUUAUAGUGUUGUUCAAAAGUGGUCCGAUCAACAGUAUUUGUCCCCCAAGUCUGAAUCUCCCAAAGAUGAAGCUGAUAAAUUGAAGGUUGAAGAAAUUGAAGGUAACUGUGAUAAUGAUGACAAGUCUGGUGAAACAGCAAGCUUGAGUAAGAAAGAUAAGAAUGAAAAAGAAGAACUUGGGAGUGGAGAUGCUAGUCCAACUGGUCCGGAUCAUGCUAAAAUUAUUCAAGAGCUGGCGAAUAAUUUGUUGAAUGACUGGCUGAGUCUUAAAGAAGUGUUCCGGAUACCAAAGAAAGAAAGGAUUGAGCAGAUGAAAGAGCAUGAAAGAGAAGCUGAUAGUGGGUACAGAGAAGAUCUGAAAAAGGAGGCUAAAGAAUCUUCUUCUUCUUCUUCGACUUCGGCUUAUGAUAGGCGCAGAUCUGAUAGGUACGACCGGAGACGAGGUAGAGACAGUCCUGAGCCGGAUAAUCAUCGUAAGGACAACAAACGAACAAAUGAUUCUAUGUCGAGGUUGUCCAAGCUUGAACGGAGACAGCUUUUUGCGCUGAAGGUCGCUAAGGAGGAGGAAGAACGGUUAAGGAGGCAGCAGCAAGAAAUGUGGCAAGAACACGAGUCUAGGUGUCAUGGUUUGGGCAUGGAUCCACAUACUACUGCUGCUGUUGAUCCUCAGACGGGGUACCCGUUGUUUUUUAACCCGGCUUUGGGCCAGUGGCAGUCUUAUCCUCUGCAAGAGCCUCAACAUCCGGAUAUGUUCAUGAACAACCGGGUGAUGCCGGUUCCCAAUCAGAAUUCCCAUCCUAUGCCCAAUGAAAUUCCUCCGGGUAUGCCGCCGUAUGGAAUGACCCAGCCCCCGGUGCCAUACAACGUUGGACCGAUGGUUGGAGUUCAUCCACCUCCACCUUUCACGCCAGACGGACAUAUGAUGCCUGGUAGUAUGAUGCCCAUUCAUAAUGGGUCCACUCCGCCGUUGCCCAUUCCGCAGGCUCACUGUCCGGUUUUUAUGGAGAAACCCGUGGAACAGUUCACCCCGACUCCCAUGGAAGCUGUUGAAGAAACUCCAGAACCUCCGGUUCAACAGACUGUUGAGCUACCGCCUAUUGAUCUGCCGCCCAAGUGGAAGUGUGCGAAAGACGCUAGGGGUAGGUGCUACUUUUAUCAUGUUAAAGAACGGAUUUCACAGUGGUUGCCGCCACCUCCGGUUCAUAUUGGUGGCCAGCAAGAUACUAGUUCUAGUUCGGAAUCCAGUGAAGAGUCCAGCUCAUCCGAGGAGGAGAUUGAUGAUCUCGAGGAUGAUGAUGAUCAUGACGAUACUGAAAUGCUUAGGGGGGUUUUGGAGCAGAUUAGGAUUCCGACUAAACAGAAUCCUCGGGGGAGUGCUGGUCAACGAAGGCAUAAAGAGCGAGCCAAAUUGAAAGAACAAAUGGAGAAAUUAAAGAAACAUCGACGUGCUAAUAAAGCAAAAUACCACGCAAGACACACGGCAAUAAAGUUACAAGCGAUUGCCGAGUCGAACGAGCUCACUACCGAGCGAAAAAUAAAGGAUACAUUCAGGAUAAACAUGGCGAACGUAAUCGUCAGAUUCUUGAAUCCUUAUCGUCAGCAUGACUGCAAGCAGGGACGCAUUACAAACACGGAAGAUUUUAAAUAUUUAGCGAGAAAGCUUACACACUUUGUACUAGCAAAAGAACUGAAGCACUGUAAAAGCGUCGACGAAUUGCAGUGCAACGAAAAUGUUAAACAUAAAGCUAAGGAUUUUGUACGUAAAUACAUGGGUAAAUUUGGACCUAUAUAUCAGAGAUCAUCCGAUGAAGAUUAA
Messenger RNA from Cotesia congregata, 5175 nucleotides. Lineage: Eukaryota; Metazoa; Arthropoda; Insecta; Hymenoptera; Braconidae. The record is from the annotation of a GenBank genome assembly.